AUUCAACAUUCCUCCGGAUAACUCUUUGGUUUUUGUAGAUGUUAAAGCGUAAAAUUGAAUGGUUUAACGCUUUUAAUUCGUAAAUAAUUAUGUUAAUCUAAAGAGGAGUGGAGAACCAUAAACUAGAACAAUUUUUUCAACACUUAUAUAUUUACAUAAUCAACUUAAUAGGUAAGAAUUAUACAUUUUAUAUAUCUAUAUAUCUUUUUAAAAUAUUCAACAAGAAUACAAUCUUUUGAAAUUUCUCAAGAGGUAUAAAGGAGUUGGUGUUCCAUAUAAAUCUCAAUGUUAACAAGCAUUCGUUAUUCAAGUUAGCUGAAUUUGACCAUGCAAUUUAAGGUAAAUAUUUAGAAUUAUUAUAAAAUAAAGAACUUUUUUUUUUAAUAUUGUUAAUAUGACUAUAUCUUCUUCAUAUUUCCCGCCCUCUUACCCCUCCUCUUCCUCUUCUUCCUCUCCCGUCUUCUCUCAUUUAUUGACGAAAUACUAAAAUAUUUACACAAAAAACAACAGUUGAAAAUGUAUAAAGACUUCUUAACUUCCUAUUGGAUAUAUAUCUUACUAUUUCAAUUCUGCAUAAAAUAUUCAAAAGCUGAAGAUAGAAGACUUUGUCAAUUAGAAAAUCAAAUUAAACCAAUAGAAUUGCACUUAAAAGAGAAUAUAGCUAAAGGAGCUAAAGUUAUUAAAUUGAAUAUAAUUGGUGAACAUGGUUCGGAUAUUACGACUUCUAUGGAUUAUAACGACCACUUAAGUUACAAUCAAACUUCAAAAGUUAUUACGACAAAGAAAGAUUUAGAUGCUGAGAAGUUAAAAACUAUAGCGGUAACAGUUAUCUGUAAAACUUUAUCUGUUGGAAAUGUUAUGAACACAAUUCUGGUUCUUAUUACAAUUGACGAUGAAAACGAUAAUCCACCUAAUAUUAUUCUACCACCUCAGCCGGUGGUCGUCGAUGAGAUUUUGCCAUUGAAUUCGACUGUCGCUCAAAUACGAGUCGAAGACGUUGAUUCAGUAUCACCAAAAAUACGCUUAUCAAUUUUACCGUCCAAGUAUUCAGAUUAUUUCGAAAUUCCUACAAGCUACAUCACAACGAAUAGUAGGACAAUUUUAGCUCUGAAAAAGCCUCUAGACUACGAGAAAACUUCACGGAUGAUUAUUACAAUUGUAGCGGAAGAUAAUGGAAAACCUUCGAGAAACUCUUCAAGAGAUAUAGAACUACAUAUUCGUGAUAACGACGAUCAGAGCCCAAUAUUUUCUAAACAAAUGUACAAAAUUCGUUUACCAGAUCAAUUCUCAAUUGGUUUUAAAGUACAACCAGAAGAAGGAAAAAUUUUUGCUUACGAUCCGGAUAAAAGCUUCAAUGCAACAAUCAUAUACGAACUUGUACCGGAUCCUCUCUUCUCGGAAACAAUAGAUCUUUUCCAGAUAGAUUCUAAAACAGGAUCAAUAAAACUACUAAAGAAUUCUCAAAUGAUUUUACAACAGAUUAAUUUCUGCAUGGGUAUUAAGGCUAUUCAAGCCGAUAAUAGCCAUAGAUAUUCAACAUCAUUACUAAGGAUUGGAACGUAUAAUCUGGAUAAUAAAAAUCCAAUUUUCCCUCAAAGUAAUUACACUAAGGAAGUAUAUGAAAAUUUUGAAAUUGGACAAUCAAUAAUCAAAAUAUCGGCUUAUCAUUAUCAACAACGUUUAAUCAAGUAUAGAUUUACUACUAACAACGAACUUUUCUCCAUAAAUGAACAAACCGGUGUUGUUAGUACCAAAUCAGCUUUGGACUAUGAAAAGGAUAUUUUUCAUUCGUUUAUAGUGGAAGCCUAUAUAAAUUCUUACGUAUCAACAACAACAGUUUCAAUUAAAGUUUUGAAUAUAAACGAAUUCGCGCCAAAUUUUAAUAAUGGCGUCUUUUCAGUCAUUUCUGAAAAGACUUAUGAGCAAAUGAUAAUUGCAUUAGAGGCCAAUGACGGAGACGGAGAUUCCCUCUCGUUCAGUCUUCUUUAUUACGACAAUCUGUUUUCGAUUAAAAGACUUUUAAACAAUAAAAUUGAAUUGUUUAUAAAAGUGAAACCUGAAGAAUUAGGAGAAAAUCAAUACGUUCUACCAAUUACCGUCACUGAUGACGGUUCUCCUAAUAGAAGUAAUACAACUAUAGUAUACGUAGACUUUAAGAAAAGCGUUCAACUUCCGAUUACAAGAGCUGAGAGCAAUGUCAAAACUGCAAUUAUUAUAUUAUUAUCCUGUUUAUCCGGAGUAUUAGUACUAGUUAUUGCUGUCCUCAUUUUAUCCAUGUGUAGAAGGAAAGAUGGCUUGGAGAGCAUAAAAAACAAAAUAGACGCUUAUCAUGGCGUCACUUUCGACGAUAUCUCAGCAACGCAGCCUGCAGAAUCACCUUUUAAAAUUGAUAAUAAUGUAAAUGAGUUAAAUCAAGUUUCUCAGAUAUCUCACGUAGUCCUUCAUUACGACGAUCAGCGCCAUCUAACUUCAAGUACAGAUUCGUUACCAAAUACUGAGAUGUACAGUAGACGUAGCAUUGUUAAUUCAAAAUCGGAUGAUACCGAUUCGAUAUUCGAUUCUGUUGACGUGUUGUUUGCUCGAUUUUUUCCUUUCAGUCGAGGAGGCAAUGGCGGUGGCCUUUGUCGUGUUGAAUUCUUUGGAAGAGGAUGA
Messenger RNA from Dimorphilus gyrociliatus, 2652 nucleotides. Lineage: Eukaryota; Metazoa; Annelida; Polychaeta; Dinophilidae. The record is from the annotation of a GenBank genome assembly.